AUGCCUAACGCGAUCAUCUCGCCCUCCGUCCUCGCCUCCGACUUCGGCCAGUUGACGGCCGAGUGCAAGCGUAUGAUCAAAGGCGGCGCGGAAUGGCUGCAUAUGGACGUUAUGGACGGACACUUCGUCCCCAACAUCACGAUCGGCCCGCCUGUCCUUGCGUGGGUGGCGAAAUCCGUGCCGGGUGUCUUCAUGGACUGCCAUAUGAUGGUCUCGCGUCCCGAACAGUGGGUGGAUGACAUUGCGGAUGCUGGCGGAAAGCUAUACUGUUUCCACAUCGAAGCGACAUCAAACCCCAUCCCAAUCAUCGAAGCCAUUCAUGAACGCAAGAUGAAGGCAGGAAUCGCCAUCUCGCCCGAUACGCCCUCGACUGCCAUCACCGACGAGGUUGGCGCGCUCGUCGACAUGAUUCUUGUUAUGACGGUACACCCAGGACGCGGCGGCCAGAAGUUCAUUGAGCGCUGUGUGCCCAAAGUCUCCGAACUCCGCGCAAGGUUCCCGGACAAAGAUAUCGAGGUUGACGGCGGCGUUGGACCCAAGACGAUUCAGCAGUGCGCAGACGCAGGGAGCAACGUCAUCGUUGCCGGCACAGCCAUCUUCGGGGCGGACGAUCCGAACGGUGUUAUCAAUACGCUCAAGACGACCGUGAACGAAGCUCAGGCGCGUAUCGCUGCAAAGUGA
This is a messenger RNA of Peniophora sp. CBMAI 1063, 681 nucleotides long. Lineage: Eukaryota; Fungi; Basidiomycota; Agaricomycetes; Russulales; Peniophoraceae. The record is from the annotation of a GenBank genome assembly.